AUGGCCACCAACGAGGCUAUGGAGGAUGUGCAGAUGGGCACCAAGAGGCCUCCUAUUGACAUGGAAUCCUUGAAGCGCAAGAAGUUCAAGGCCGACGACCUUCCGAUCUCUGCUGCACAGCAUGCGGCAAUCGACAAACUGCUCCACUCGUUCAAGAAGAAAGGCGGGUUUGACAGCAUUCGGAAACAAAUAUGGGCUGAAUUCAACGAUGGGGAUCCAAAGACCAACUUCACGAAUCAAUUAAUCGCACUUGCGGAAUCAGAGAUCGAACGCGAGCCUGCGCAUCUUUCCCGUGAGAGAGGCAAAGCAGCGACACUUAUUGAGGGUGCUGUCGAUCGAAGUGAUGUCUACAAAAAUGUCGAGGAUUCCAUUGAUCAACUAGCGUCGAAGCAUCUUCAAAAUAUUCUUCACUCCGUGCGCGCAAUUCGCCGCAAAGAGAUUGGUGAAGCAGCCGCUUCGAAAGAGGAAGCCUCUGGCUGCAAAACAGAUGAGGACUAUGCAGCUUUCGUUAAAGUCAAACGCGACGAACGAGAGAGCAUUUGGCGAGAAGAAAUGCGCAAACAGAAAGAACUCGAGGACGAACAAAAGCGUAUCAAAGAAGAGGAGAAACGAAAGAAGCGUGAAUUGGAGCGACAAAAGGAAGAGGAGGAACGGAUCAGGAGGAAAGAGAUCGAUGACAAACGACGGGCUGAGCGUGAGCGCAUGCGUGAGGAACAAAGAGCACUUGACGAGCAGCGAGAUCGAGAACGAGAAGAGCGAUACGAACGACGGAGGCGAGAAGAUCGAGAUCGGUAUCGCGACUGGGAUAGAGAUCGUGAUCGAGAGCGUGAUCGUUACCGCGAUCGCUCCCCGGCAUAUCGGUCUGAUCGUGGACUGUCCCCUCGCAGUCGGGAUCCCAAACGAGAGAAAUCCACCACGUCCAAAGACCCAACCCCUGCACCCCUACUCCCUGCCGUGGAUGAAAAGUCACUGGAAGAAGCUGCGUUACAAAUGCUAUUGAAAGAAGGUGAAGAGCUUGCAGCCAAGGCUCGGCAAAAGCGCGAGUUCGAUUUUGAGGAGGCCGAAGCUAUCGAAAACGGCCUCAAACCGCCUUCCACUUCUGCGCCAGCUAAGAAUUCCACAGCCACCACCAGAGCUCCUAAGAUCGGAGCCGCAGCCGGAGCCGCUCUCAUCGACGAUACACAUCUCGCUAUGACCCUGAUCGUCGUCGCGAUCGCUCCCGAGAUGCGUCCGUUAGAUCUCGAGACCGGGGCAUGGAGGAGCGCCGUGGCUACCGCGAUUUCCGUGAUUUCCGCGAAGAACGCAGCUAUCGACCCGCCCGGCGCAGCCGUAGCCGGUCAGUUGUCAGAGGAGGACGGGAGAGAGACCGUGAUCGCGAGCGCGAGCGUGAAAGAGACCGCAGCGCUGAUAGGGACAGAGAGAGACUUCGAGAUCGAGACCGGGACCGUGAUCGUGAUCGAAAGCGAUCCAGAUCUCGCGACCGAGAUCAAGACCGGCGCCGCCUUGAUCGUAGCCGCGAUAGAAGUCGAGAUCGCGAUCGUGCUGGUGGUGACGAUUAUCGUCCUCGUCGAGCUCGACUUUCUCGGUCUCCUUCCCGUCGACGUUCACGCUCCCGAUCUCGCCGCCGAGACCGCAGCCGGGAGCGCCAUCGUUCACGUUCACGAUCUGCUGCCCCUAGACGGCGCUCUCGUUCCAAGUCGAACACGCGACGAAGGUCACGUUCUCGUCGCCGAACACCUCCACGGCGGGCUUCUCCUGGCUCCCUCGACAUCGACCGCUAUGUACCUGUGA
Molecule: messenger RNA, 1791 nt
Organism: Penicillium cataractarum
Lineage: Eukaryota; Fungi; Ascomycota; Eurotiomycetes; Eurotiales; Aspergillaceae
Product: BOD1/SHG1 domain-containing protein
Exons: 3
Coding region: 1-1791 (596 amino acids)
Source: RefSeq, a predicted model, not a curated record